AUGUCGAUCUACUACGUUGCGUUUUUUCUGAUUUUGUUUAUGAGUUUCUCUGAAGAUUCAGCUUGCUGUGCAACAUACAAAAGACCAGUGGUUGCAUUUACUGCAAAACUCUCCAAGGAUGCUACAGUAAGCGGUCGCCAAGUUGUCAAAUAUGAUAAGGUGUUAACUAAUUGGGGCGGAGCCUAUAAUCCAAAGACUGGAAUAUUCAUCGCCCCGUAUGACGGUCUCUACACCAUCUCGGGCACCCUAAUGAGUCACCCAACGAAUUAUGUGCAUUUGGAAAUUGUUAAAAAUGGUAUAAAGAUGUCUAUUCUGUUUUCUCAUUCAAAGACAUAUCCUCAAUCUGGACAAACUCUACAUAUUUUACUCAAUAAAGGGGACAGAGUGUGGAUACAGAAUCACAAUAAGGAGACGGCAAAACUUCGUGACCACGGAUCAUAUAAUUUAUUUUCUGGCCUUCUAAUCACAGAGUUUUGA
This is a messenger RNA of Saccostrea echinata, 477 nucleotides long. Its product is annotated as collagen alpha-1(X) chain-like. The coding region runs from base 1 to 477 and encodes 158 amino acids. The transcript has 2 exons. Gene Ontology annotation, molecular function: protein binding. The record is from RefSeq and is a predicted model, not a curated record. Lineage: Eukaryota; Metazoa; Mollusca; Bivalvia; Ostreida; Ostreidae.